Cantharellus anzutake is the source of this 1357-nucleotide messenger RNA. RefSeq lists its product as uncharacterized. The transcript has 8 exons. Lineage: Eukaryota; Fungi; Basidiomycota; Agaricomycetes; Cantharellales; Hydnaceae. Bases 117 to 1091 code for a protein of 324 amino acids. Gene Ontology annotation, molecular function: G protein-coupled receptor activity. Gene Ontology annotation, biological process: adenylate cyclase-activating G protein-coupled receptor signaling pathway. Gene Ontology annotation, cellular component: plasma membrane. The record is from RefSeq and is a predicted model, not a curated record.
UGCUUUGAAUCGAUGAUAUUGCAAUCGCCUCUAUCUGGCAGCCUUGCUGAUCCCAGCUAAUGUUCCCUUAGACAUAAAGCCGAUUUUUCAAUCACCCUCCCACUACAGCACGCGAUAUGGUUAGCGAAUGCUCAGGGUGGCAUGGUAAAAAACCUUCUGAUUUAUCCCUUCGAGACGAUUUUCAACUGCGCGCUGGCAUCCUUCUUAUCUCCGAAAUUGGCCUGGUGACCUUUGUUCUUGCGUCCUCCCUGCUCGUGUAUUCUUUGAGACAAGUGCGCAAGAAGCGUCGCGAGUCCAGAAAGCGUGCACCAGGCUCCGGCGUUGAGCCUCAGCUUCAGCCCAUAUCUGUAUUGUUUCUGUGCGCUAUCUUCACGGACGCAAUUCAUGGGAUAUCGAAUACGUUAUCCGUCAAAUGGGCUUAUGCUGGAAAAGUCACCGAGGGUUCAUACUGUACGGCGCAAGGGGUGUUGAGACAGAUUGGGUAUUUGGGCGUGGGGUGGUACACCAUUGCAAUUGCAGUGUUGACUUACCUUCAAGUCUUCCAUUCAAAAUGGCUAGGGACGAGAGGUGCAAGGAUUUUCGUCGCGGGAUCUAUUUGCUUCAUUACCGCUUCCACCGCUUUAAUCACUGCAGUCCCUGCUGCUGUCAUUCGCCCAUAUUAUGGCAGUACAGGAUUGUGGUGCUCAAUCUCGGCCCAUCACUGGAAGGCGCGAGUAGGAACCAUGCAUGCCUCAUUAAUACUGGCCGCCCUAGUGACAAUUCUUGCAUACGGGAUGGUAGUGUAUAAGUGGGUACGUCAAGCAUCUUUUGAUGCUAAUCGUGUCUUGAGACGGGAUGCGAUUGCCAUGGGAUGGUAUCCUGUCGCGUAUCUCAUUAUAGCCGCACCUUAUUAUCUCAUGGCUCUCCGUCAACCUCUGGCUCUCCGUCAACCUCAUGACCCAACGCUCUCUUCUUCCGCCCUUCUUUCAUCGUGGGGGGCUCUCAACGUGAUCUUGUGGUGGUUCACAGGAAGACAUUUUGGAUUCUCCCAAAAAACCUCAAGUUCAGAUUUCCAACCCCCCGUGGAUGUGGAGAUGGCCGCACGAUCUUAGCUGACCCACUUGGAGGUCUGGUAUUGACCAUAUGUACUGGGUUCGGAUUGGAUGAAAUCAUUAGGUACAUUUUUCUAAGCUUCCACUAUCGUCAAAAAUGGUUGAGUAUGACAUUGGUUCACUGAGUGGUUAUAUACCGAUGCAGAUUAGCUCUCCGUCAUCUUGCCAAACCAUUAUUUUUUUGUUUGAAGAGAACACCAAUGAAAUGGCAGGCAGCGAAAGAAGUGAACGGAUUGAUACAGCCUCUAGGCGCUCUGGAGAUGAUG